This is a messenger RNA of Penicillium pulvis, 2220 nucleotides long. RefSeq lists its product as uncharacterized. The record is from RefSeq and is a predicted model, not a curated record. Lineage: Eukaryota; Fungi; Ascomycota; Eurotiomycetes; Eurotiales; Aspergillaceae. The transcript is spliced from 3 exons. Bases 1 to 2220 code for a protein of 739 amino acids. Gene Ontology annotation, molecular function: protein binding.
AUGGCGCGAACGAAAGAUGAGACAGCUGAGUGGGAGAAAUACCGCGAUGAGCUCAAGUCGCUGUGGUUAGACAAACGAUGGACCUUGAAACAGGUGAAAGAAUACAUGUCUCAGGCGCAUAAUUUCUGCAAAAGUGAAAGUCAGUUCACUCGACAAUUCAGCAGAUGGGGGUUUAAGAAGAAUUUGACAGAUGCGGAAUGGAAAUUUGUCGCAAGGCGUGGGGAGAAGCGGAAACGUGAAGGAAAAGAGCCAGGUCCUGUCCGACUGCAUGGAAAACUCAUUCCUGAACCCAAAGUCAGGAAAGAGACCUCUCGUCAUUCCAAAUUGUCCAACCAGUACGUCGGCGAUCUUGACCCGCCAACUCCUGAUGGUGUUGUGGUGGGGACACCUAGGGUAGAGAUAGAAAGUUUCUUUGAUGCACCCUUAGAGUGGCUCCAGAAUGGAAGUUUCGAUUUUUUGAACCUCGAUGCUCUAUCCCCGGUUCCAUCAAACCAUGGAGAUCUUGCAUUCCAGUUCGAAAUAGCGGAACCAUUCCCGUCAGAUUUCUGUCUUCAUUCUCAAUGGAAUGAGCAGCCAGCUGUCAUUUCCAAUCCAAACGAGCUUACGGUGAAGCACCAAACAAUAGCCCUUCUUUCAUCAUCCUCCGCCGUUGCCACACAUAAUGGAAACUGGCCCAGUUCCGACCAUAAGAUGGUUAAGGAGACUCUUCAUAUUCUCCUACGACAGUUUGUUGCUUGCGGCGGCCGGGGACAUGGUGAUCUGGUCUUAGCCCUGGAACCGGUUACGACAGGAGCAGACACUCAAUAUCAAAUUUCUUCCCCAACAAACCCUUCAAACUACCUGCGGAUGUGUGUCUAUCUGGCAUCUAAUAAUCUCCUUGCUUUAGCUUCAACAAGACAGCUGGUCUCGCUCAUCGCAGAAUCAAACUCUCAUUCCAGUUUGAAGACGUUUGUGGAACCGUAUUCUACAAGUAAUGAGAUAUUCAUGAGCACUCUGCUAGCAAGCGCAGCAGCCGUGGGAGACGCCAAGAUCUGUCAAAUACUCAUUGAGGCUGGGGCAGACCUGGACACUCUCAGCGGAACGACCAUGCGAACAACACCACUCCACCUCGCCAUUCAAAAUGGGAACACAAGAUGUACGAAACUGUUACUGGAAGCUGGUGCGGACCCAAAUUUGGUGGUCGAAAGAAACACGCCACUUCACAGUGCUUGCGUAUACUGGUACUCUCGGCGAGCGCUCGAUAUUGUGAAUCUUUUACUCCGGCAUGGAGCACAGGUAAAUCCAUCGCAAGAUUGCGCUCGAUCGACACCUCUGCAACUUGCUGCGGACACCGAAGAGCCUGAGAUCUUGAAGUCACUUCUCGACAAUGGAGCGGACCCAAAUGUUUCCACAACCUCUAUGAGUGGCACUGCUCUACAGAGGGCGUGUUACGGCAAUUCGAGGAACGCCAAUAUGGUAGAACUUCUGGUGAACGCAGGGGCCGACAUCAAUUAUUGCUCUGGUUGCAGAUUCCCCAGCCGAGAUGGAGCUUCUUCUGCGGAUCGCGAUACAUUCUCUUCCUCGAGCCAAGUCUUAGACGAUUGGGGAAGUGGAUUUGGGCUCCCACGUUCCUUCAAGCCUCCCAUUCUCAUUGCAGCCGAAAAAGGGAAUUGGGAGACAGUGCAGCUUUUAUUGGAAGAAGGAGCUGCAGUAAAUACUGAUUUAAAAAGCUGCCCCUCCCGAGCCCUUGAAAAAGAGCUCGACAUAGCGGAAAUAGCUGUUUUCACUCCACUGCAAGCUGCAAUUCGAGCAAAAAACAUGACCAUGACUCGUAUGUUAUUGGUAAACGGCGCUGAUGUCAAUAUGAAGGUGAAGGGCAAUUAUGGGCAUACGGCGCUUCAAAUUGCUGCUAUGGUCGGCAACGAACGGCUUAUCGGAAUUUUAUUGCGAGAGGGCGCAGAUAUUAAUUCCCCUGCUGGUGUCUAUUGUGGCCGGACAGCACUCCAAGCCGCUGCAAUCCAUUCCGGCACACGGCUUUUGGGUCUCUUACUUAGCGAGGGAGCAGAUGUCAACGCCUCUCCAGCUCGGUUCUACGGCAGGACUUCUCUGCAGAUAGCAAUCACAGCAGGAAACAUCGAAGGCGUCAGAAUGCUGCUUGAUGCGGGGGCCAUCUUCAACACUGAUCCUGAUCUAACUGAGGGGGUCACUUGUCUUCAAGCAGCUUUCAAAUUCGCCAAUUAA